This is a messenger RNA of Uranotaenia lowii, 2433 nucleotides long. RefSeq names its product protein aubergine-like. The coding region runs from base 1 to 2433 and encodes 810 amino acids. Gene Ontology annotation, cellular component: P granule. Gene Ontology annotation, biological process: regulatory ncRNA-mediated gene silencing. The transcript is spliced from 3 exons. Lineage: Eukaryota; Metazoa; Arthropoda; Insecta; Diptera; Culicidae. Gene Ontology annotation, molecular function: piRNA binding; protein binding. The record is from RefSeq and is a predicted model, not a curated record.
AUGGCCGAACGUCAGCAAACAUCAACCAGGGGAGGAGGCCGCGGUGGACGUGGUGGAGCACGCGGCGGUCGUUCCCGUGUUCGGGCUAAUAAGUAUAUCCGGGAUUGUUUAAGAACGAGACCGGUCGAUUCCAAUGUUACGAAGCAGGGUUAUACCGGGGAACGUAUAAUGGUGCAGACGAACUACUAUCGGGUGGCUCGUAUGGAGCACGAAAGUAUUUUCCAGUAUCGAGUCGAUUUCAGUCCACCUGUGGAGAGUGGCAAGCUGAUGAGUUCCUUGAUCUACACCUUGAAGCAGACCAUUGGAGGUUACAUUUUCGAUGGAACUCAGCUGUUCACACGCCACAAGCUGAAGAGCGAUGAAAUCGAGGUGACCACUAAAGACGUUCGCACCGAUCAGCAGUACUUGAUCAAGAUUCGGAAGGUCGGCGUAAUUGACGGAACCAACGAAACGGCUUUGAUGAUCUUCAACAUGAUCAAUCGGAAGGCCAUGUCCGGUUUGAAGUUACAGCUGAUUGGACGCAACUUUUUCGAUCCGGAAGCGAAGGUCGCCAUCAACCAGUUUGGUAUUGAGCUAUUACCGGGAUACGUGACCAGUAUUCGACAGCACGAGCAGGACAUCCUGAUGUGCACUGAACUGACGCAUCGUGUGAUUCGAACAGACACGUGCUAUAACUUGUUCAAGAGUUGCUUUGCCAGCGGAGGAAAUUGGAGGGACAACUACUCGCGAACGAUUUUGGGAACAGUUGUGAUGACCACCUAUGGGCGGAACAAAACCUACACGGUCAACGAUGUUGAGUACAAUACCACGCCGGAGAGUACCUUCGAGACGCAGAAUGGAAAGAUCAGCUUCAUGCAGUACUUCAAGGAGCGGUACAACAUAAUAAUCCGGGAUCCACGACAACCGAUGUUGGUGUCUCGGUCAAAGCCAAGAGACAUUCGAGCUGGGUUACCGGAGCUAAUCUACCUGGUGCCGGAGUUGGUUCGAAUGACCGGAAUAAACGAUGAUAUGCGGAAGAAUUUCAAUUUAAUGAAAGCGAUGUCCGACCACACUCGUCUCGCACCGGAUCGUCGCAUCGAGCGUUUGGAAGUGUUCAACAGACGUCUUCAACAGUGCCCGGAAAGUGCCGAAGUGUUCAAGUUUUGGAAAACCGAGCUGGACCGUCGUCUCGUGGAAGUGCCAGCUCGUGUCCUCAGACCGGAAACCAUUAUGUUCCACCCGCAACAAGUCAACUGUGCCGUCUCGGCAGGAGACAUGGCCGAGUGGCAGAUGGCCUUCCGUAAAAACCCGAUGUACCUGUCGAUUGCACUGACUAAUUGGUGUGUGAUCGUACCGGCCAAUGCAGAAAAACUAGUAGCCGAUUUUGUACAGUGCCUUCGCCAGGCUGCUCGCGGAAUGCGCUUCCAGAUCGAGGAACCACAGCAUGUCAGUAUUCCUACGGAUUCGACGCCUAACUACGUCAACAUGCUUAACCAGGUUCUGCAACGGGAUCCGCAGCUCAUCAUGUGCCUGGUGAGCAACGACAAAGCUGAUCGUUACGCGGCGAUUAAGAAAAAGUGCUGCGUCGAUCGAGCCGUCGCUACCCAGGUUAUCAAAUCGAGGACGAUCACACCAAAAGGAGGUAAUGUCCGGACGCUUAUGUCGGUCGCUACGAAAGUUGCCAUCCAGUUGAACUGUAAACUCGGUGGUAUCCCUUGGAUUAUGAAGAGAUCCCUGCAGUCGGUGAUGGUGAUUGGCUUCGAUGUGUGCCACGAUAGCAGGGACAAGUCCAAGUCUUACGGGGCAAUGGUCGCCAGCAUGUACAACGAACGAGUUCAACAUCCUAGUUUCUACUCUACGGUCAAUCCUCAUUCCAGUGGCGAAGAGUUGUCCAACUUUAUGGCCCUGAACGUGGUGAAAGCGAUUCGGUCCUACAGUGAUGAUUUCGGAGGCUCACUUCCACAACGGAUCAUCAUCUAUCGCGAUGGAGUUGGCGAAGGACAACUGCAGUACGUCUACGAACACGAAGUCAAUGCCAUCAAAGCCAAACUCCAGCAAGUCUACAAAGACACCCCAAGUCGAAUGACGUUCUUCGUGGUUAACAAACGCAUCAACACCCGAUUGUUCCACCAGAAGCGGAAUCCCAAACCCGGUACCAUCGUAGAUGACGUCAUUACCCUCCCGGAAAGGAACGAUUUCUAUCUGGUUUCGCAGAGCGUCCGCCAGGGAACGGUUUCUCCGACUUCCUACAACAUUCUGUUCGACGAAUCCGGACUCGAUGCCGACAAGUUGCAGCAGUACACCUUCAAGCAGACGCACCUGUACUACAAUUGGUCCGGUACGGUAGGGGUUCCGGCCGUAUGCCAGUAUGCCCACAAGCUGGCCGCAUUCGCCGGACAGUAUCUGCACCAAGCACCAAAUGCUCUGAUGGAGAAGAAGCUGUACUAUCUAUAA